AUGGAUUAUGAUUGUGAUACUUUACAAUCGGCGAAGAAAAAUCGAGCUGCAAGUCAACAAUUUUAUCAAUAUUUGAUGACGGUUAGUGGAAUUGGGGUUUUGGAAUUAGAAUUCUGAGAAGUCUAAACUUCAGGAGCAAAAAUAUUCCAGAGACAGCCAAAAAUUAGUCUUAAAAACCAGCUUUUAAGUCUAGAAUCAGCUAUUCUUCCUGAAAAAUUUCAUCGAAGUCCAGAAGUGUUUUUUCUUCUGAAACCGCAAUUUUUCCAACAAAAAAAACGUUCUCGUUUCCUGAUUCUUUGACCUCAAAAAUUGUUUGCCCCGAAAAUAAUUAGUUUUAUACAAGUUGCAACAAUACAAGGUCGUCUAUAUUCCAAGAAAACCAAAAAAGUUUUUUUUUCGCUCACGUUCUCAUCUAAAUUUAAAAACCUUCCAAAAGUCCCUGCGUGGCUCAGUGGUAGUGGCUUUUGCUGCGGCUCACAAGGCUCCAGAUCAAUUUUUGGGUCCGGCAAGAUUUUUUAUUUUUUUCAAAAACAUUUCUGAAACUGCAGUUUUAGAAAUAUUAUUUAUUUAUCCUCAAAAAGCUGCCCACUAAUUGUUUCCUAAAUAUAUAUUUCCCACCAAAAAGCACCCCAAUCAACAACAAUAAAUUCCUUUUUCAUCUGUGUCUCUUUUAUACCUUCGCGCACACCUGGUUCUUCUUUUUCUCCUUUCUUUCAUAAUAUGUACAAAUAUAUGCAUAUAUCUCUGCGUCUCCUAUUUUUCGCAUACUAUUUCAUUUGGUGACACCCGGCGCGGUGACCACACUUCGAUUAUUGUUGUUAGUCAUUUUGGGUGUACAUUUUUGUCUCUGUGAGUGUAUACUUUUUGAAACAAAUGAAUCGUUUCAACUCCGGGUUUUUCGGAUUUCAUCUCUGUUUUUUUUUAAAGAAUUUCCUAGCUUCUAUAUGAGACAAGAAUUAGGUGGAGUUUUAGGGCCAACAAUUUCCGAAAACAUUUCGAUUUUUGAAAUGAUGUAAUCUGGAUUUUUUGCUCUUCCGGGUUUUCGGAUUUCAUUUGAUUUGUUUUUUAAAGAAAUUUUCUAGCUUUUCUUAAUGUGAUUUAAAAAAUCAGGUUUUUUGAUUUGAAAAAAAAAAAUUCCGACAAAUAUUCUUAGUGUAUUCUAGGCACCAAAUUUUGAAUUUUAAACAUGAAGACACGUCGAUUUUUGGCGCAAAAAUAAAACUUCAAAUUAAAAAUUCCACGUGGAUCUUUGGCGCAAAAAUAAAACUUCAAAUUAAAAAUUCCACGUGGAUCUUUGGCUCCAAAUUUGAAUUUUGAAAUGUUUCCAAAAGUUCAAUCAAGGAAUUUUUUAAUUUUCAAAAAUUAUUAUUUUCAUUUUCAUUUUCCGACAAAACAUUUUUUCAUGACUCAUCCCAAAAUUCCUCUCUUUUUCUCUUCUUAUCAAUUUUUGUUGAUCAUUUUUUUCAAAAAUAAAAAAUAAUAAUUUGCAACUACUUUUUUGCAGCCAAAAAUCUCUAUGAAUCCACCGGCCAAGGUAAGUUUUAACAACAAAAAGAGAAAUAAUGACCUUAGAUGUUAUCUUAUCGAUUUUCUUGCGAGAAAAACAAUAUAUGUCCAAAUAUGUUGUUUUUAUCGAUUUUUGGGGUUGAUUCCUUUUUCCAAGAAAAAAUAUACAUAUAUUUUUCCCAAUAAUUUUCGCAUUUAAAUGUUUUUUUUUCAACAAAACAUUCUGCGCGAAACAUUUUUGUGUCUAUUAUUUGUAUUUAUUUUGAAUGACUCAUGUUAAAUAGAAGACAUUUUUGAAUUGAUUCAUUUCUCCAUUUUUAGAUUUAUGGAAAUAUUUUCGAAAUGUUGUGAAAUGUUUCAGACAAAUAUUUUCCGAGAAUUUCGAAUUCAAACUUUUUGGGCUAGGAUUUUAUGAUAAAAAAUCAAAAAUCAGUUAAUUUUUGGGGCCAAUUCUAAUUUCAAAUUUGCAAGUUAAGAUAUUUUCGGUAUAAAAAGGGCCCUUCAAAAAUACUCAGAUUCAAAUUAUUUUUUAAAGGUCCGCUUAUCCGAUAUUCCAAUUCAGGACCUGUUCAAAAAUUCUCUAAUUUUCACAAAAAGUUCAAAAUAUCAUCCCAUUCGUUUUUUCUCUCUCCUGUUACUCAUCCUAUAUUAUUAUUAUUAUUAUUAUUUGUGUUCAUUUAUUCAUUUCCUUCUUUUUUUCCGAUUCUCAAAUACCGGAUCGUUUCCUUCUUUCUCCAGCUUCUGCUUCUUUUUUUUUUCAUUCGCUUUGACGCGCGAGAAAAAAGCACACAAACAAAUAUACAACAAACACGCUUUUGAUCAACUCUCAUAGCAGAAGCACAAGACGAGAAACAAGAGUGUUUCCGGACAAUUUUUUUCGAGUUCGAGUGAUUGAUUUUGUUACUUUUUCUUUUUUUGUUAUUUUUGAAAUUUGUUUCGGAUUUUUUCUUGAAGAUGGAAUUUCAAUUGUUACUUUAAAAUUCAAAAAUUAAAUUCUGCGCGAAAUUCCGGAAUUUUCAGAAACAUUAGAUGUAGAAGUAUUUUCAGUUAUAAAGCUCUCAAAAUUCCAACUCUAAAAUUCUGUGCAAAACUUCUGAUUUUUUCCUGAAAACUGGGCUCAUUUCGUUUUUUAAAAUUAUUUUUAGGGGCCCUAAAGGUUUUGUGGCUUCUAUCUUUUGUAGAUCAAAGUUUUUGAUGCACCAAAUUAUAAAAUUAAACUUCAAAAAAUAUUGAUCAUCAAAAAAUUCUACACCCAACCGUUUUUUUCCAACCAGUUUAUCUAGCAUUACAAAAAAAACGAUUUAUUAUUUAUUUAAAUAUAAAAUUAUUAAAUGCGCGAAAUAUGCUCCGCCCAUUUAUGACUCAUUCAUAUUUAAUAAAACUAGAAAAAUUGAUCGAUUUUUCUCUGAAUUCCUCUUUAGCCCUAAAUAAUACAAAGAACCUUUUUUGUGAAGAAAACAAGAUGGUGUCUCCUGAUUUUCAACACUAUUUCCAUGUUUCACCCCCGAUUUUAAUUACCAUUCGGAUCGUUACCGACACCUGCUGCCUUUUUCCUUUUUCCUUUUUUCUCCUUUUCUUUCUUUACAUUUUUCACAUUUUUUCAUAAGGUCAUUUCAUUUUAAACAAAGCAAAUACAAUGAAAAAUAAAUGCUAAUCUACAAUUUUUAGAAGAAAAAAAAAUAUUUUUUCAGCCAACUCGAACUUUUCUUCCUCACGAUCACAGUCAAAUGCUUCAUCGAAGUCCUUCGGGUGCAAAACGAAAAAUUCGGCAGAAACGAGAGGAAGCGUGAGUUUUGGGGGAGUUUGGGAAUUUUUGGACAAAAACUUUUUUGGUCCAAAGUUUUUAAGGGAUACUUCAAAAUUCGAAAUUAUUUUUGAAAAGGUUCAAAUAAAUUUAAAUUUGAUUUUCAAGUUGAAAUUGAAGAUACCUUAAUUUUGAGGGAAAAAGUUUAAAAUAGACCACCCAAAAUGUUUCCAGAAAUAUUUGGUCCAAAAUAUUUCAAGCCUGAAAAUUUGAACUAUUUUGAUUCAAAAGAAUUGAGGAUCUUCAGAUCACACAUAAAAUUUUUAUAUCUGAAAAUGAUUCAGGUUUUGAUUCUCGAGUUUAAGUUGGCAAUUUUUCCACUAUCUAGAUUUGAUCUCCCUAAAAAUCUAACGAAAAAAAAAACAUUCCCAACUUUUUUUCCGAAUAUCCAAUUAAUAUCACCAGAUGCGCAACACAUCUGCAUAUUUUCCACAUAUUUUUUUCUUUUCACAAAAAAUGAGUCACUCGCAGAUGUUCCCCCACAAAAACUAUCCCAUCAUUUUAGCGCAUCUCGUCCAUCUCCAUUUCUCUCACCAUCCUCAUCUUCUUCCACAAAUACCACCAAUUCUUCGCCAACACCAACCGAAACUUCGUCGAAUUAUCGAAGUUUGAUCGAUUCCGGUGAUUAUCAAUCGAUUAUGCCGGAUUUUGUGCCUGAAGUUGCUCCACCAGUUCCAACGCCAAGGUAAGAUUACAGGGCUGCAGGAUUUUGGAAUGAAGCUUACAAUUAGACCUCCCCGUAAAAGCGAAAUUCAAAAAAUUCAAAUUUUAGGUCACUUUCAUUUUUAUCAAUCGAAAGUCUUGUUUUACGGAGAUACUCAUCUUUUUCUUCUUUAUUUUUAUCUGAAAAUUGAUCCACUUGAAAUAUAUUAUAAUUAAUUACUAAUUAAUCAAUUUAGAAAAAUAUUUCGUGAUCCAGUUUUUUUUCUCUUCACAAUUGCAUAUUAUUAGGUACAAUUUUCGUUCAAUUCUCAAGUAUGCAAAAAAAAAUCGGGAGUUAAUUAGAGACUAGAAUAAAAGCUAGAGAAAUUUUAGAAAUGGGAAAAGUUUUUGUAAAAAUCCACGUGGCAAAGUAUUUGGCUCAACUGGUAGAACGCUUAUUUUCUAAGUUCAAGUCAAGAGUUCGAUCCCCACGCGGACAACUUUUUUUUAAAUCGAAAAAUCUUCAUUCUAUUUAAAAUUCCUCUGCUUUCUCCAACAAAAAAAAUGACACAAUAAUUUCCGUCUCCCAAUUACGAAAUAAAAAUAACAAAAAUAUUUGAAAUUCCUUUCCAUUUUCACCUAAAUAUUUUCAUUUCUCACACCCAUUUUUAGCGGCGUCGCGCGGCUUUUAUUAACAACAUUUAUUUCUCCUCUUAUCUUUUUAUGCCAAAUAUCAUCUUUCCUUCUUUCUCAUUUCAUUUCAAUUCAAUCCAUCUCCAACAAUUUUUCCUUUUUUUACGUUUUUUCUCGAAAAAGGCUAAAUAUUUACAUUAGUAUACGAUUGAUAAGCAAAUAAAGUUUUAGUUUUUUUUGAAAAUUUUUAAUUCAUAUUUUUUUUGCAGACUGUCUGUCCCAUUUUCAAACUCAAUGAGCUCUUUGGAGCUUUCGACUUCUACAACAAAUUCAUCUUCAUUAUUCUCGUCGUCUUUGUUGAUUCAACAAAAUAUGAAACCAACUGUUGAGGUGACUGAAAAAUUAGAAAAAAAUUAUCAAAAGAAUUUUGGACUUUUUUUUUCGAAAAACAUGAUGACUUUCUUAUCAUGAAUUCCCAAAUUAAUCCUCUUAAACCUUAGAAAUAUAAUUUGAAAUUUGAAAUAUGAAAUCAUUCAUAAUUUUUUUGUAGUUCAACAAUUCGGGGCUGAAUUUUUAGAUCUUAGAACUUUUCAUAAAAAAAGAAAGAAAAAAAUUACAGAAAUUCUUUUCGAAAAAAUAAUUGAAAAAGUUGAAAAACACAAAUUAUCAAGUUUAUAAUAAAAAUUUAAAAAAAAAUGAAUUAAAAACAUUUUCCUGAUCCAUCCAAAUUCCCAAUUUCCAGGUGCACCCAAUGCCAGUCGACGAGCGUUCGUCAAUCUCUGGAUCUAGUCUAAGCGGAAGUAUCGAUCUCGACAUUUACAAACCAAAACCACCAGUUCCAGUCAAACCAAAAGGAUUAUUGAUUGAUCAUUUGAACAGGUACGCCCCAUAUUUUUUUUGUUGCUUAUCAAAAAUUCACUUUAUUUGCUAUUUGCUCUCAUUUUUUGUAAAAAUACAACGAGGAGCGAGAAAUUCUGAAUCAUUCGAUUUUAUUUCGUAUUGUUUUUUGCUACAUUUCAAUGUAGAAAUAAUGUGGUUAUUAUUUUUAAUUUAGAAAAAGAAAAAAGUGUAAAGUUUUGAAGGUCACAUUGUCUAGUUUUCAAGGAAGAAGAAGCGUUUUCAACAAAAAAUUUCGAAAUUCAUCUCAAGUUUUCUUUUUUUCAUUUCGUCUAACAUUUUUUCCUAAAUCUUUUGUUUUGCAGAUCAACUUCAAUGACUUCUCUCACUUCACCAGUUCAACACACAACUUCAGCAUUUUUGAGCAAUUUCAUGCCAACUCCAUCGCUCAUAAAUCUUCAGCAAGGAUAUAGAAAUCCCGAUUUGGGAAGUCAGGAUUUGGCAAAACUCGAGAACACAAGACAUGAGGUGUGUAAUUUUAACUUUUAAAAAAAUUUUGUCAAGAGUUUAGCGCCAACAAUUUUUUUUCUAAAUUCUAGAAAUCAGGAAAUUUUUAUUUGAAAAAUUUCGAAAUUCAAAGAUUCAAAAACAGUGUGAACACGGUCAUGUGAAUUUUUUCACUUCGAAAAUCCAGAAUUCCAAAAUUUAAAAUAAAUUGCAUCGAAAAAAAACGCCACGUGGCUUUUUUGUUUGAAAGUUGAAAAUUCUAACAUGAAUAAUUUUAUCGAUUUUUUUGCAGAGCAUUCAAAAAGUGAGCCGAAAACUAAGCACAUACGAGGAAGAAAAAAGUCAAAUCGAAAACGAGUUGGACGAAAUCGAGCGAACCGGAUCGCGUCUUCUCGCAAUCGUCGAACAUCACAACAAAAAUCUGGCUGCAAAAAUUCGUCGAUGCUUGGAAAAUAGUCGAGAAUUGAUUGCGAUUGAGACGAAUUUGCGAUUGCAAAUGAGCAAAUUGGAUGAUCGAGCAAAAGAUGGAGCAAUCGAUAAAUCGGCUGCACAUUUUGAAGAAUCGAGAUUGAGGAGACGAUUUCAGGAGACGGACUUGUUGAGAAAAAUUUAUAUGAGAAGAGAGAAGGAAUAUGAAAAGGAAUUGGUGAGUUGGCAAAAGCCACGUGGCUCUUUGGUAGAUUUUUGGAAAAAAUCUAAAAGUUCACAUUUUGAAUGUCAAUUUUUUUCUUUUUCAAACUUUUUCAUUAAAAUUUUUCUUUAAAAAACUUCCAAUUUUUCUUUUAAAAAAAUCAAUAAUCCAAAAUAUUCAUAUAUUUUUCAGUCAAAUCUUUUCAACGAUGACGAAUAUCGUCGUUGGUGUCUCUUCAAAGAUGCCUCAACUCGACUUCUCAAAGACGACACAUCAGUCGAUUAUUGUAUUCGAGAAUCUCGAAUGAAACUCGACGCUCUUCAUCUCGCCCCCAGAACUACUGCAUAA
Caenorhabditis angaria is the source of this 6908-nucleotide messenger RNA. The record is from the annotation of a GenBank genome assembly. Lineage: Eukaryota; Metazoa; Nematoda; Chromadorea; Rhabditida; Rhabditidae.